UUUCAAAAUUGUUAAUUGUGGGGUAUAACUUGUUAUGAUCAACAAUAAACAUUCUAUGAGCUUUUCUUUUCUUUUCUUUUCUUUUUGCUGCUUGUUUUGCUUCCUCUUUCUUUCUCUCUGUAUCAAUAGUUUCAUCAUAAACCAUUAAAUUCUCUUCAUAUUUAUUCUUUUAAUAAAUAAUAUUCAUACUUGAUUCCUUUUAUCUUUCCCUCAUACAAAUAACUCACUUUUUUCCUGUUUUGAUACUCCACAUACUUAGCUUAACAAGCAAUCAAUAAUCCCAUAAACACCUAUUUUCAUAUUCCUUUUUCUAAAUAUAUAUAUUUUGGGUUUAUUUUGACUUGUAGAAUGACUCUAACUUUAUAUUAGAUAGCUGGGUUGCAGAAUACUAGCUAGGUCGCUGGCUCUAACUUUAUUUUGGGUUGGGUUGAUUGAAAACUUUGUUAAAACCCCUUUUUUUGGGUCCUAAACAAACCCCAAGUGUAAAAAUUUUAUUGGGUGUAAGUGAUAUAAUCAAAGGUGAAAAAUUAAAGCAAAGGUCUGAAUAAACUUUCCAUGAAAGAGAAUAAGAAGAUGAAUAAUAAUGGGGUUUUAUAUGUUGUGAUGAGGUGCAUGAUUAGUAUGAUGGGGUUAACAAUAACAUUAUUGAUGAUGGGUGUUGAGGGGAAUAGCAUAGGUGCAAACUGGGGAACACAAGCAACACACCCAUUAGAAGGAGAGAUAGUAGUAAAAAUGUUGAAGGAUAAUGGAAUACAAAAGGUGAAGCUUUUUGAGGCAGAUGUAAAUGCAUUGAAGGCACUUUCUAAGUCUGGUAUUGAAGUUAUGAUUGGGAUUCCAAAUGAUUUGUUGGGUCUCUUAUCAACUAAUGUUAAAGCUGCUGAAAAUUGGGUUGCCAAAAAUCUCUCUUCUUAUGUCUCUUCUCACGGUGUUAAUGUCAGAUACGUUGCAGUAGGCAAUGAACCGUUUUUGAAGACAUUGAAUGGAACCUAUGAUGCAAUGACACUUCCAGCACUUCAAAACAUUCAAUCAGCACUAAUAAAAGCAGGACUUGCUAAUCAAGUGAAGGUAACUGUCCCUCUAAAUGCUGAUGUAUACCAGACCUCAACCAAUGUCCCUUCCGGUGGUGACUUUCGCUCAGACAUAAAUGAACUCAUGUUGCACAUCGUCAAAUUCUUGAACGACAAUGCGUGCCCUGUCACGAUCAAUAUCUACCCCUUCAUAAGCCUCUACAAUGACCCAAACUUCCCUCAAGACUAUGCUUUCUUUGAUGGAUUCUCGUCUCCCUUGGAUGACAAUGGCAAGACGUAUACCAAUGUUUUCGAUGCUAAUUACGACACACUCGUUUGGUCCCUUCAGAAGAAUGGAUUUCCAAAUAUGUCGAUCAUUGUAGGAGAAAUUGGAUGGCCAACCGAUGGAGACAAGAAUGCUAAUCCUACUAAUGCUAGAAGGUUCAACCAAGGCCUUGUCAACCAUCUCUCCGGAGGCAAAGGUACUCCUAUGAGGCCGAAUGGUCCCAUUGAUGUAUACCUUUUUAGCCUCAUCGAUGAGGACGACAAGAGUAUUUUACCGGGAAAUUUCGAGAGGCAUUGGGGGAUCUUCAACUACGAUGGAACACCAAAGUAUCAGCUCAAUCUAGGCACGACAAAAGGCGGUUCUCUGAUUCCCGCUAAAGGGGUUGAAUAUCUGCCCAAAAAAUGGUGUGUUCUGUCGUCCUCAGCAAAUUUGAAUGAUCCUCAAGUGGCUUCGAGUGUGAGCUAUGCUUGCGGAAAUGCUGAUUGUACUAGCCUCGGGUAUGGCACAACCUGCAAUAAUCUUAAUGCACAAGGGAAUAUUUCAUACGCGUUUAACAGUUACUAUCAAGAACAAGAUCAGCAGGAAAAGGCCUGUCAAUUUCCGAAUGGUAUUUCGACAGUCACUACUAAAGACCCAUCUACUGGGACUUGUCGAUUUAUUGUGCAGAUUAAGAGUAGUGAUCCUGGUACAGGAGCAAGCAGUGCAGAUCAUUCGGGUUCUGGUUUUGGGAAAUCUCCUGCACAUUUUCUUUUCUUAGUGUUGAUAAUUGCUGUCAUUGUUAUGUAAAUUCUGCUCAACAGGAUCACUGAAGUUUCUGUCUUUUUUGGUGCAUUUUGUUUCCUUAAUGAAUGUCAAAUUGUCUUGUGAAUUGUAAUUUUGAAUACAACUAUCGCCUAUCGGUGUGGAUGCUUCCACCUGGUUUAUGUGCGAGCUACGAAGUUUUCUAGAUCUCGUGGGCAUGUGCAAAAAGCAAAUGUAAACCAUCCUUGGAAGAUUUGAAAAAGUCCUCUUCGAUGGUUUAAGUCUUGUAACAACAAUUGGUAAAUACUACUAACAAUGCC
This is a messenger RNA of Amaranthus tricolor (Joseph's coat), 2354 nucleotides long. RefSeq names its product glucan endo-1,3-beta-glucosidase 5. Gene Ontology annotation, biological process: carbohydrate metabolic process. Lineage: Eukaryota; Viridiplantae; Streptophyta; Magnoliopsida; Caryophyllales; Amaranthaceae. Gene Ontology annotation, cellular component: plasma membrane. The record is from RefSeq and is a predicted model, not a curated record. The coding region runs from base 556 to 2079 and encodes 507 amino acids. The transcript is spliced from 3 exons. Gene Ontology annotation, molecular function: hydrolase activity, hydrolyzing O-glycosyl compounds.